Messenger RNA from Lithohypha guttulata, 558 nucleotides. RefSeq lists its product as uncharacterized. NCBI's taxonomy places the organism in Eukaryota, Fungi, Ascomycota, Eurotiomycetes, Chaetothyriales, Trichomeriaceae. The record is from RefSeq and is a predicted model, not a curated record. Gene Ontology annotation, molecular function: carbon-sulfur lyase activity. The transcript has 2 exons. Bases 1 to 558 code for a protein of 185 amino acids.
AUGGCCUCGGAUACUCCAAACAAAGUUUCGGGCGGAUGUUUGUGUGGUGCUAUUCACUACGACAUUCUGUUCAAGGAUGAAGGCAGUUGGCCUCCAAUGGUCGCCACCUGCCAAUGUAAUAUGUGUCGGAAAUGGACUGGCUCCCUCGUCUCAACCAAUCUUAUCGUUAAGAAAGCACAGGUAUCACCUGCAUGGCCCAGCUUUACAACCCUCAAGGAGUAUCAGUCCAGCCCUAGCUCUAAGCGAGCUUUUUGCUCUGGGUGUGGAAGCGGUAUCGCGUGGUUCAGCGAUGAUAUGCCUGACGAGGUUGUCGUAUUCGUGGGCACUCUCGAUGAAGAAUACUUGAUGGGCAAAGUGAUCGAGGAAACAGCCAGAGAAACCGAGCAUGGUAAGGAGUUCGAGAGAGCUCCUGCAUACGGGAGAAUCCUCGCAGAUUCAUCAUCGGCGGGAAACCUUUACUGGCAGAACGCUGUUGUUGGCAUAACUGACAACCUGCCUGGACCGAAAUUCCUGCAGCACUUCUUCGACAAGGUCCCCCUAUCAGAAUCGGUGGAAUAG